AUGAGGAAUAAACCUCACUCCUCAUCCCAGCCCCGACCCUCAUCCCUCACCCCAGCCCCGACCCUCAUCCCUCACCCCAGUCUCGACCCUCACCUCUCACCCCAGCCCCGNUAUGGCCUCAGUGACGUGUAUGGCCUCAGUGACGUGUAUGGCCUCAGUGACGUGUAUGGCCUCAGUGACGUGUAUGGCCUCAGUGACGUGUAUGGCCUCAGUGACGUGUAUGGCCUCAGUGACGUGUAUGGCCUCAGUGACGUGUAUGGCCUCAGUGACGUGUAUGGCCUCAGUGACGUGUAUGGCCUCAGUGACGUGUAUGGCCUCAGUGACGUGUAUGGCCUCAGUGACGUGUAUGGCCUCAGUGACGUGUAUGGCCUCAGUGACGUGUAUGGCCUCAGUGACGUGUAUGGCCUCAGUGACGUGUAUGGCCUCAGUGACGUGUAUGGCCUCAACUGA
This is a messenger RNA of Hyalella azteca, 450 nucleotides long. RefSeq lists its product as uncharacterized. Bases 1 to 450 code for a protein of 149 amino acids. The transcript has a single exon. The record is from RefSeq and is a predicted model, not a curated record. NCBI's taxonomy places the organism in Eukaryota, Metazoa, Arthropoda, Malacostraca, Amphipoda, Hyalellidae.